Ceratina calcarata is the source of this 7190-nucleotide messenger RNA. RefSeq names its product otoferlin. Gene Ontology annotation, cellular component: membrane. Gene Ontology annotation, biological process: plasma membrane organization. The record is from RefSeq and is a predicted model, not a curated record. NCBI's taxonomy places the organism in Eukaryota, Metazoa, Arthropoda, Insecta, Hymenoptera, Apidae. Bases 368 to 6607 code for a protein of 2079 amino acids. The transcript is spliced from 28 exons.
UACAGGGCAGGGGUUCGUUCAAGGCGCGAACACCCCUUGCGAAUCAGUCCGAGUGUGUCAGUCGCUCAGCUCGGGUCGCGCUGUUUCUUACGCGACUUUUACACCGGUAUCGCGGCUUCACUUUUUCUCCGAGCGGACGUUGAAAGAAUCCAUCGACCAGGAUCGUCCAGAGCUCAUUCGAAUUCGAGAGCCGAAGCAGCGGGAUCUAACGAGAUUAGAGAUUUCGGGACAGUAGCGUUGUUUCGGAAACUGUAGCGGGUCCCGCGAUGACUCGCGGGAGAGACGAGGUGCCAAGUGAAACUAGUCUGUUCGGUAAACGAGACGAGUAAAUUUGUUCGCCAGUCGAUUUUAUUGAGAAUUUCAGAGAAUGGCGCUCGUCGUUAUCGUGAAGAACUUCCAAGGUCUGAAGCACAGGGGUGACAAGGUCAUCAAAGUCGAAUUCCGAGGUGUAUCGCAUUAUUCAAAAUGUUUCGAAGAGACGGCAGACCAUAUCACCAUAGACGAGAGUUUCACUUGGAACUUGGGGAGGCCGGUGGACGUGGCGGAAGUGUUGCAAUUGUCGGUGGUAUCGCGGGGCGUGUUGAGGAACGAGAAGGUGCUGGCGAAAUACGGACUGGUUCUGCAGACGGUGGUGCAGGAAGGUCGGAUCGUGGUUACGGAUUCGUUGGUCGACUUCAAUAACAAACCGCUUCCGGCUGUGAUCUGUUUCGAAAUCCGAUACAAUCCGCCGGACGGAAGCUGCAGCUCGUACGCGGCGUCGGAGAUAAUGGAGGACGAGCAACAGAUGCUGAUCGACAUCGAGCAGAACAUCGCGAAUCUCGAGAGGAGCCUCGAGCAGGCGAACAGCGCCUCCGGGAAGAGGAAGGGCUCCUGGCACGGCCCGGACAAAACGUCCAAGAGAGGUCUGCUCCAGAAGGGCGCCUCGUUGUUAACGGCUGACAAGUCACAGGAUCGCAAGAGCAGGCCCUCGCGACUGAAAACGAUAGGGUCCAUCAUAAAACUGGGCAAGCAGAGACCACCCAGGGCCCGUUCGUGCGACGGUAGUUCAGACACGAGCGAACUGCUCGAGAGUCGAGAUUCGAGCUGUGCCACGUCCAACGAACCUUCCAGGACCAACUCGAUGACCUCCUUGGAGACGAACGUAUCCGACAACGAUAGCCAGGUCAGGCCGACCACCGCCGAACCCCAAGAGGCCGUCGCUAAGCCGACCAAGAAACCGAAACCCAAGACCACGGACACCGGGCAAGCCGCGUUGAAGGCGCAAGAUUACCAAGUUUGUGUCACCGUCAUUGAGGCCAGGCAGCUGGCGGGGUUGAACAUGGAUCCAGUGGUCUGCGUGCAGGUCGGGGAUCAACGUAAAUACACCAGCGUCAAAGAAUCGACCAACUGCCCGUAUUACAACGAGUACUUCGUGUUCGAUUUUCACAUGCCGCCCGUGAUGCUGUUCGACAAGAUAAUCACGCUAUCGGUGCAGCAAUCGCGGAAUCUCUUACGCGCUAAUCUAACGCUGGGCAGCUUUAAGUUAGACAUCGCGACGGUAUGGGCGCAACCAGAUCAUCAAUUCUACCACAAGUGGGCUCUGUUGACGGACCCGGACGAUGUGGCGGGCGGGCCGAAGGGCUACUUGAAAUGCGACGUAAGCGUGAUCGGGAAAGGCGAUACGGUGAAGAUCCCACCGAAGAGCGAGAAAGACGAAGAUGACAUCGAGGGAAAUCUCCUCCUUCCGGACGGAGUGCCGAUCGAGAGGCAACGGGCCAAGUUCAUAGUGAAAGUUUACAGAGCCGACGGGCUGCCGAAGAUGAACAGCAGCAUCAUGGCGAACGUGAAGAAAGCGUUCACCGGCGAAGUGAAAGACCUCGUCGAUCCGUACGUCCAGGUGUCUUUCGCCGGACUCACCGGUAAGACGAGCGUCAAGAGGCACAGUUACGCGCCGAUUUGGAACGAACAGAUCGUUUUCACGGAAAUGUUUCCGCCCCUCUGUCAAAGGAUCAAGAUCCAGCUGUGCGACAACGACCCGGUGCACGCCACGGUGAUCGGCACGCACUUCGUAGACUUGAAACAGGUCAGCAACGACGGCGAGAAGGGGUUUCUGCCCACGUUCGGCCCGGCCUUCGUCCACUUCUACGGGAGCAUCCGAGAUUACAGUCUCAUUGAUCAGCAUUCCACCCUCAACGCCGGACUCGGCGAGGGAAUCUCCUACAGGGCAAGAUUACUGAUAGCGAUCAGAACGGAAAUAAGCGACAACCUGGAGAUGGCACCGUCGGAAGUGGAAGUGGAACCGGCGAUGCCCAUAAACGAGUCCGCUUACGCGAGGAACGAGGAGUUCUUCUUGUUCGCGACAAUCAUGGACGCAACGAUGAUCGACAAAAAGCUCGGCGACAAACCGAUGUAUUUCGAACUGUCGAUAGGCAACGCGGGGAACGCGUUGGACGGUCACAACGAAAGUUCUAAGGUAGGGAUGUACGACAUGGGACCAAAAAGCGGAACGAGCGUGGAUCAGGAGGAGCUACAGGAAGUUUUGAGCGGGUCGUGGCAGAGCACCACCCCGGCUUGUAAGCCGAUGACGCACGACAAGAUUUAUUAUUUUUUACCGUAUUGGGACGAUAAGCCUUGUCUACACGUGAGGAGCAUCUGGCCGGACUAUAGGCGGAGAAUGUACAACAGCAAUAUAAUCAGCAAAAUCGUAGAUAAAUUGGAAGAAGGAUUAUCGGAAGCGCAAUUGCACACGGACGACUGCUCGGGCGAGAAACUGUUGAAGUCCGCGUUGGAAGAGUUGAACAGUAAUUGUAAUCGAUACGUGAGCAUCAGUAGAUCGAGCUUGACCGGCCCGGGGGUCGGGAAAACGAAACUGGACAAAGAGAGAACGAAAUUGUGCCAAAGGGAGUUGGAGAGCAUAGGGAACAUGGCGCGGAACUUGAAAGCCGUGGUCACCAAGAGCAGCUUCAAGGAGAGGCUGAAGACCGCUCAGGGCUAUCUCCACAAGUUGAAGUUUCUCGUCGAGGAUCCUCAAGACUCGCUGCCGGACGUUUUCAUCUGGGUGAUCAAUUCCGGACGCCGGGUGGCUUACCACAGGAUACCUGGCAGGGACUUGAUCUACUCGAUCGUCGACGAGGAAUGCGGUAGACACUGCGGGAAAGUGCAGUCUAUGUUUCUGAAGCUUCCAGGUAAAAAACGAUUCGGGCCUUCGGGCUGGGCGAUACAGACCAAGCUGCAGAUUUACAUGUGGCUCGGCAUACUGAAGCACAAGAAGUACUUCAUCCAGGGCUUGCCGAAAGGGUACGAGCUCAGCAACGAACUCAAGAACGUCGACAGACCACGCGCUUUGCCACCCACCAUCAUUCACUACGUGGAGAAACAUAAAUUCCAGUUAAGGGCGCACAUGUACCAAGCCCGAUCGCUGAUCGGCAGCGACGCGUCGGGUCUCUCGGAUCCGUUCGCGAGAGUGAUUUGCGGCGAGUUCUGCAAGUCCACCCAGGUGAUCGACGAGACUUUGAGCCCCACGUGGGACGAGCUGCUCCUUUUCGACGACAUCCUGAUCUACGGCACCGACGAAGAGAUCAAGAAGGAUCCACCGUCGAUCGUCAUCGAGAUCUUCGAUCAGGACAAAGUGAGUCAUUUUGUCACUAUGGACAUAACACUGCAUGAGGGCUCUGCUUUAACAGGGAAGUCGGAGUACAUAGGCCGGGCAGUGGCGCGGCCUCACGUCAAGCUCGCCUCGGAGACUUAUACACCUCCGCAGUUCCCACCGUCGUUGGAAUGGUACGACGUGACGAGAGGCGUCGCGAGAGCCGGCGAGCUUCUCGCAGUUUUCGAACUGCUCGAGUAUCCCUCGACCAAGGAUUACGGGUUUCCCACUCUACCGGAUCCGAAGGAAACCGGGUGUCAAACACCCGUGGCUCUGGACCAGGGACCCAUCCUCCCGGUCCCAAUCGGCAUUCGGCCCACUCUCUCCAAAUACCGAAUCGAGGUAUUGUUUUGGGGACUGAGAGACCUGAAACGGAUCCACUUGAUGACCGUGGACAAGCCACGUGUGGACGUGGAAUGCGCCGGUCAUAUCCUGUAUUCCUCGGUGAUAAUGAACGCAAAGAAGAACCCUAACUUCAACACGCCGGUGAAAUUCUUGGAGUUGGAACUGCCGGAACAGGAACUGUAUCGGCCGCCGUUGACGAUCAGAGCAGUCGACUGCAGGAGCUUCGGCCGUUACACGUUGGUCGGGACGCACACGAUUAACUCGAUUCACAAGUACAUGUACUGUCCGCAGACGAAGAAGGCGAAGAACGCGGAGGACAGGAAGAGGAACUUGUAUCAGUUGCAACAGUGCACGGGUGCAAGUUUCGACGCGUCGAGAGGGAAAUGCCAGCCAUCCUCGCUGCCGGAGUCGCUGACCGAUCUUGAAUCGACCGUCGGAGACACGAUCAUCACUUUAGGACUGGAGCAAGGAUGGCCGACGAAGAAGGACAAGACGGAGCAGAAUACACGGAAGAAGCAAAGUUUAGUCAACGAUGGGAGCAUGGGAGACUUCGGUACGUUCGACGACGAGGAAGGAUGCCAGGACUGGUGGACGAAAUACUUCGCUUCCAUCGAAGCGAUGAUCGAAGAGAACAAGGAGCUGCGCAGGGAGAAGCCGAUGUUUCAAGCUCAGGCGAACGGAACCGCCCCGACGUUGAUGGACGAGUCGCAGAAUCAAGGCCAAGGAAAUCAUUCGGGCGACAAGAGUCCCGGGGUGACCGCGAGGAAACUGUUCGGCCUAAAGACCACGGCGAACGCGGCCAGGUUCGUCUCGAAGCUGAGCCCGAAGCACGCGUGCAUGGGAAAGUACCCGAAAACGGCGCUGCUCAAGAUCUAUCCGAACGAGUUGGAGGCGCAGCCGGAAUUCGAGCAGUUCAAAGAGUGGCUGCACACGUUCGAGCUGUACAGGGGGAAGAAGACGAGCGACGAGCCCGAGGACGAGUCGAGGAUAGUAGGAAGUUUCAAGGGAGCGUUGAAAGUCUACAAGUGGCCGCUGCCCAAGGACCUGUUGGACCACACCGUGAUGGGGUUCGAUCCGCAGUUCGGUUUCUUCCAGGGCGUGCCUUCGAACGAGCCGAUUCACGUGCUCGUGAGGGUGUACAUCGUCAAGGCGAACGACCUUCACCCUUGCGAUCUGAACGGCAAGGCCGAUCCUUACGUGGUACUCCAACUGGGCGGCAAGAGAAUCAGCGACAAGGAAAACUACGUGUCGAAGCAGCUCAAUCCUGUGUUCGGCAAGUGCUUCGAGAUCGAAGCGACGUUCCCGCAGGACUCGUCGCUGACCGUCCAGGUGUUAGACUGGGACCUGGUAGGCGCGGACGACAUGAUCGGCGAAACGAAGAUCGACCUAGAGAACCGAUUCUACAGCCGGCAUCGCGCCACUUGCGGCCUACCUAAGAAAUACGACGAAUCGGGCUACAACAAGUGGAGAGACUCGAUGAAGCCGACGCAGAUAUUGUCGAAAUUGUGCAAAGAGGGAAAGAUCGACGGACCCGUCUACUCGCACGGGAAAGUAACUAUCGGGAGAAAGACUUUUACCCUGUCGAACGAGGAACUCGAAUAUUACGUCCACGCGAAAGGCAUAGAGGAACACCUCGCCCUGGCAGUUCUCCAUCAGUGGCACGCUUUCCCGAGGAUCGGUUGCGCCCUGGUACCGGAACACGUGGAGACUCGGCCGCUUUACAAUCCCGAGAAACCGGGGAUCGAGCAGGGGAAAUUGGAAAUGUGGGUGGACAUGUUUCCGAUGGAUAUGCCGUCGCCAGGUCCGCCGCUCGAAAUAUCGCCAAGGAAGCCCAAGAGCUACGAGCUGAGGGUCAUCAUAUGGAACACGGACGACGUCGUACUGGAAGACGACGCGUUUUUCACCGGCGAAAAGAUGAGCGACAUUUACGUUAAAGGGUGGCUGAAGGGACCGGAAGAUUGUCAGUCCACCGACAUUCAUUACCGCUCUCUGACGGGGGAGGGAAAUUUCAAUUGGCGGUUCAUAUUUCCGUUCGACUAUUUGGUGGCGGAGGAGAAGAUCGUGAUCAAUCGGAAGGAGAGCCUCUUCAGCUGGGACGAGACCGAAUGCAAGAUUCCGGCUCGGCUCGAAUUACAAGUAUGGGACGCGGAUCAUUUCUCAGCGGACGAUUUCCUGGGUGCUAUCACACUGGACUUGAACCGAUUUCCCCGGGGUGCCAAGAACAGCAAACUGUGCACGCUGAGUAUGUUAAAGACCGACGGCUCGGUGCCGACCGUAAAUAUCUUCAAGCAGAAGCGAAUAAAGGGCUGGUGGCCCUUUUACGUGAAGAAGGAGAACGAGGACAUGGAGUUGACGGGCAAAGUGGAAGCCGAGCUUCAUUUGUUGACCAAGGAGGAGGCGGAGAAGAAUCCCGCGGGAUACGGUAGAAACGAGCCGGACCCGCUCGACAAGCCGAACCGACCGGAUGCCUCGUUCAUGUGGUUUCUCAAUCCUCUGAAAUCUAUCAAGUACAUAGUAUGGCACAAUUACAAAUGGGCAAUCCUGAAAGCCUUCGUAGCGAUCGGAAUAAUAAUACUCGUACUGUUGUUCUUCUACGCGAUACCUGGUUACUCCGUCAAGAAACUGUUAGGUGCUUAGACUCACGAAUUCGAACAGACAGUUAUAUUUUCACAGUUAGAUACACCGAAUCGGUGAGAACAAGCCGACACGCAAUAGUAACAGAACGGGUCGAUCACUUAAUUGCAUAGAUCAAACAAUAAUUUCUCGAAAAAAAUAAUUGUAGCUUCGCGUCGCUCAGCGUUCACGUACUUACCUCGUCGUCCUACGUCUCAUCACGUUUCGGCAGGAUAGCUGUUACUCGUGUGUGAGAAUACCUGUGCCGACUUUAGACGACUCGUCGUCACACACAUUUUCCUCUUCCGAUCGACUUCGAUUAGCGAAAUAAACAAUGAUUAUUAUCAUUAUUGUGCUUCUACACAAGAUAUAACGAAUACAUUUGCUGUAUAGUGGACCAACGAAACAGAACGCUAAACGAACUGUAUAUACGACAGCCGUAUCGACAACUGAAACUCGUUAGAUGCAAAACAAUAACGACGCGCGCAAUGUACGCGGAAUAUUUUUACUUAUGAAACGUUUCGUUAAGAAUGUUCUAGCCUACUUUGUUGUAAAUAGAUAAUUCAAGUGUACAUCUAGGAACUAAUAAACGACGUUAAAAAAAUAA